Podarcis muralis (Common wall lizard) is the source of this 2972-nucleotide messenger RNA. The record is from RefSeq and is a predicted model, not a curated record. Lineage: Eukaryota; Metazoa; Chordata; Lepidosauria; Squamata; Lacertidae.
GAGAGAGAGAGAAGAGAGAGACAGGCAGGGAAAGAGACACACAUGAGACAUCAUUGGCAGAGAGAAGCCUCCUUGUUGUGUCUCCCCGAAGCACGUUCCAGGCGGACAGCGAAUAUGAUGCUGCCGGCUCCGUCUGCCAAGAUCCAGGUGGCUUCCAGUCUUCGUGGGAAGCUUUUCGCGACAUUUGGGAGAAGGGGGUGAGUUUGCGCUUCAGCUGCAAAUGCUAACCGGCUUAUUUUAAAAGCGCGGAGAGAUCCACAGCAGACAGUGGGGCGGGCGCAGAUAAAAACCGUAUAAACGGAAAUCGGGUGCGUUCGGAGGAACUUAAGAAAAGAGUCGGGUGCCUUUCGAGGACGGUUCUUCUUCACACAACUAUACGAAAACAAGCAAGAUGGAGGCUUCCCCCGGGACAAAAUGGCGGCCCCUGCUGCUGCUGCUCCUUGCCGUCAUCCCAGGCACCUUCUUGACGGGAUCCAGGCACACCUGCCCUUCACGGUGCAGGUGCUUGUCCCAGGACAAGGUUGUCUUCUGCAACGGCCGCAACCUGACGGCGGUACCGGGCCGGAUCCCUCCGGAUUCUGAGCUCCUGGACCUGAGUCAGAAUGUCCUCCGCACCCUUCAACAAGGCAUGUUCUCCCGCCUUCAGGCUCUGAAAGAGCUGGACCUGAGCUACAACGCCCUCUCCAACAUCGAGCCGGGCGCUUUCAACAGCCUGAAGAGGCUGAUGACCCUCCGGCUGACGGGCAACAAGCUGAAGAUGGUCCCCUCUGGCGUCUUCACGGGGCUUCCCAGCCUCGCCGUCCUGGACAUCAGCGAGAAUGAGAUUGUCCUCUUCCAAGACCACAGCUUCAAGGACCUCUCCAGCCUACGGAAGCUGGAGGCCGGAGACAACCACUUGAUCUUCGUCUCGUCCCAGGCCUUCAGCGGCCUCCAGAGCUUGCGGCAACUCACUCUAGAGAAGUGCAACUUGACCGGCGUCCCAACAGAAGCCCUCUCGCAUCUCCGCCAUCUUGUGGAGCUGCGGCUCAAGGUCCUGAGCAUCGGCUCCGUCCCCGACCACUCCUUCCAAAAACUGCAUCGUCUCAAGGUCCUUGAGAUCCACCGGUGGCCUUCUCUGACGGCGCUGAGGCCUCAUAGCCUCGCGGGCCUGAACCUCACCGCCUUGUCCAUCACCAGGUGCAGCCUCCGCGAGGUGCCUUACAAAGCCAUCCACCACUUGGUCCACCUCCGGUUCCUUGACCUCUCGCACAACCCGAUCUCUGUCCUCCGUGGGAGGAAGCUGGCUGAACUCUCCCGCCUUCAGGAGUUCCACCUCACGGGCGGGCGGUUGGCCACCGUCCAGGCCCACGCCUUCCAUGGCCUCGUCCACUUCCGCGUCCUCAACCUCUCGGGCAAUGGCUUGCGGACGCUUGAGGAGGGCGCCUUCCACUCGGUGGGGAACCUAGAGGUCCUACGGCUGGACGGGAACCCCCUGGCUUGCGACUGCCGCCUCCUCUGGAUCAUUCGCAGGCAGCGGAGGCUGAACUUCGAGGCCCGGCAACCCGUCUGCGCCACCAACUCGACGGGCGAGGGGAAGGUCUUCCGCAAAUUCUCCGACAUCCUUCCUGGGCACAUCACCUGCAGGAAGCCCACCAUCGAGAAGGAGACCCCUCCUCAGAGACUGAGCGUGGAAGAGGGCGGCCGGGCGAUGCUGACCUGCAAAGGCGACGGCGACCCGCCCCCCACCAUCUCCUGGGUGUCUCCUCACAACGUCUCCCUGGACGCCAGCCGCAAGGGCCGGCUCGCGGUCCUUCCCAACGGCACGUUGAGGAUCCACCACGCCUUCCCUCAAGAUGGCGGGGCCUACCUCUGCGUGGCCCGCAACGCCGCCGGGAACGACACCAUGUGGGCCCACCUCCGCGUCUUCAGCAACUUCUCCGUCAGGGUCAACGCCAGCGCCCUCAACGCCUCGAGCGCUGCCCUCCCGUUCCUCCUUGACGUCGGCACCUUGGCGGGGAUCCUGGCCAUUGGGAUCGUGCCCUUCCUCUGCUCGGUGGCCAUCUGCUUCGUCUUCAUCUCCCUCUGGAACAAGGGCAGGGGGACCGCCAAGCACCACAUCAUCAACGCCGUACCCCGAUAUUCCCGGGGCUACAAGGCCGUAACGAACAGGCACAAAAGGGUGGCCAAUAAACCCAGAUGAGGUACCAGCUCAACGUCUGAAGGCCGCCAUGUUGCUUCUCUUGGAAUGCCAGUGCUUUACGAACCGAAGGAAGCCAUUUUGAUUUUCAUAGUUUACACCGAAGUUCUCCUGCAGUGUAAAGUUUGCCAAAGAAAAGUGUAGAUUCCCUGCUCCCAGAUAAUUUUAGAACCAAGAUGGAUGCUUUUUAGUCAGAGGCAGUGAUAAUUCUGAAUCCCAUUUGCUGGAAACCACAGAAACGGAGAAUUGGUCUUGUGUUUGAAUCUGGGUAUCCGGUUGGCCCCUGAGAGAAUAGGAUACUGGACUAGAUGGGCCAAUGGUCUGAUCCAGGAGGCUCUUAUUAUCAUAUGAGAAUUAUUAUUACUUUUCUUAACCGCCUAUGACCAUAAGAACCCAGGGCGGGUCACCACAAUUUGAACUACAAUAUCAGAAGCAAAUUACAACAAAUUACAAUCGCAAGGCUAGCGUGAGUCAUAAUAUUAUCUACAGGUGUAUCAGGUGUCAAAGGUAAGGAGGGUGCGCCUUCCGCGUAUGACGAAAACUGUCUAGUGAAGGUGCCAGGAGCACCUCUGUGGGGACGGAGUUUCAUAGCUGAGGGGCCACCACAGAGAAGACCCUCUCCCAGGCUGCCACCCCCGAACCUCUGAGGGGGGAGUAAGAAUGAAGGGGGACUCCUCUGGCAAGCUGGCAUCUAAGAGGCUUAGUGGGGAAGGCAGUGGUCUUUCAGGUAUUUGGGGCCGAAGUCAUUUAGGGCUUUAAUAAUAAUAAUUUAUUACUUAUACCCCGCCCACCUGGC